GCUCUGCCUCUCGGUCCAUCAGACAGCCGAGCGCUUGCUGCAAGCUGCACUGCUCCACAGCAUCACUGGUGUGUGUGUGUGUGUGUGUGUAUGGGUCUCUAACCUCCAGUGCUGCUUGCCUAGACGUUCAGGAUGUGUGGCGGGUGGCCUGCGCUGUAAACAAACAACAAGACUCCGACGCUCCCACUGCAAGACUCCUGAUCAGACUCAGCAGCGACUCUGGGAUGUCUUCCCCGGGAUCCGCCAGCGGCAGCAAGAGGAAUUCCUCGGAGCUGGAGCUGGAGCAUGCUCAGAGAGUACCGGAGGCAGAGCCUGUUCAGCCGCAGGUAAAGCUAAAGGACAGGCAAAAGUUUUUUGAGGAGGCUUUUCAGCAGGACAUGGAGCACUACCUGUCCACAGGAUAUCUACAGAUCGCGGAGAGAAGAGAGACAAUAGGAAGCAUGUCAUCAAUGGAGGUGAACGUGGACAUGCUGGAGCAAAUGGACUUGAUGGACAUGUCUGACCAUGAGGCGUUGGAUGUGUUUCUCAACUCUGGUGGCGAGGACAACAGUGUGGCUUCACCGAUGCUGGGUCCUGAUGUGGAGUCGUUCACCUCUGAGAUCACUCUCCAGGUGCCCACACAGGCCGACCUGAGACACAAGCUGGCCUCGCUGUCCUCCACCUGCACGGACUCGGCCAGCCAGGACACGGAGGCGGGAGAAGAGGAGGAGGAGGAUGAAGACGACGACGACGAUGAGGAUGAUGAGAGGGGACCGGCACCCACCUGCGACUCUCUGCUUGUCCAGCCGGAUCAGGAAGAGGUCGAGGAGGACGCCACGAUACCCGAAAGAGAACAAAACCAGCCAAUCAAGAACUGUGAGAGCAGCAGCUCAUCCUGAAAAGACAACAGACUGUUAAAGGAAGUGAUGUAAUUAGUGCUGUGCUACGUGCUCGCGUCCAAAGGAAGAGUGUGCACUGGUGUUUUAUGAAACCCUUUUGGUUUUUGUAAAGAAAUUCUUUGUCAUGUGCUGUGCAGUGUGAAGCCCGAUCCUGUGCCUGCCCUCCAAAUCAAUAAAUAUCUUUUAUUCUGUUGGACGUUCCCUGCACACA
Puntigrus tetrazona (Sumatra barb) is the source of this 1089-nucleotide messenger RNA. It is a transcript of the gene dtnbp1b, whose product is annotated as dystrobrevin binding protein 1b. The record is from RefSeq and is a predicted model, not a curated record. Gene Ontology annotation, biological process: negative regulation of protein kinase activity; regulation of synaptic vesicle exocytosis; platelet dense granule organization. Gene Ontology annotation, cellular component: BLOC-1 complex; neuron projection; cytoplasm. Bases 225 to 878 code for a protein of 217 amino acids. The transcript is spliced from 4 exons. Lineage: Eukaryota; Metazoa; Chordata; Actinopteri; Cypriniformes; Cyprinidae.